Eublepharis macularius is the source of this 969-nucleotide messenger RNA. Its product is annotated as protein lifeguard 1-like. NCBI's taxonomy places the organism in Eukaryota, Metazoa, Chordata, Lepidosauria, Squamata, Eublepharidae. The record is from RefSeq and is a predicted model, not a curated record. The transcript is spliced from 9 exons. Bases 1 to 969 code for a protein of 322 amino acids. Gene Ontology annotation, cellular component: membrane.
AUGGAAAGUGAUCUACUACCAAGAUUUCAUGGAAGUAUAGGGCCAGUGCUGUACAUCAAAUACCAACACCCUGGUGGAGAUUCUCUGUCAGAUUCCCUACCAGCUGAGAAUUCAGAGAAGAAACAUCCACAAGAAGAUGUCUUACCUAGAAAUAAUCAGGAAAAUACUGAAGAACAGCCUCCCCAGGUCCACAGAGAGCAUUCAGAAAAUGAGCUAAAAGUAAAACGUUCACGGACUAGGCACCCGGGAAGAUGGUCACGUAAAAGAACCGAACAGUUAGCAACUCUUGGUGAAGAUGAAGGACCCUUUUCAGAAAAAAAUGUCCGCAGAGCUUUCAUCAGGAAAAUAUAUCUCAUACUGACAAUUCAGCUGGGAUUCACUGUUGGUAUAAUUUGCUUGUUCGUCUACUGGAGAUUUCUUAAAAUUUGGGUACGAAGGCGUCCAUGGUUUUGUUAUGCCCUCUUACCUGCAAUUUUGAUUCUGGCUAUUACCCUUGCCUGCUGUGAUCAUGCCCGCAGAAAAGUCCCACUGAAUUAUAUUUUGCUGUUAAUCUUUACAAUACUUGAGGGUAUGUUACUUGGAUCAAUUGCAAGCUUCUUUGACGCUGAUGGGAUAAUGUGGGCUGUUGCUGGUACAGCAUUUGUGACAUUGGGACUUUCUCUCUUUGCUCUUCAGACGAAGUGGGACCUCACCAUCACAUCAGGAGUUCUGCUGGCUUUGAUUUUUGUGUUCCUUGCUUUUGGAAUACUUUCUGUCAGCCUGAAAUCAAUGUUGAUAACAGUAGUAUAUGCUGCAGUUGGAACGCUCCUUUUUGCCAUAUAUCUAGUGGUGGAUACACAACUAAUGCUGGGAAGGACACACCACUACAGACUGAAUCCUGAUGAGUAUAUUUUUGCAGUACUGAAUGUCUACAUUGACAUCAUCAAUAUGUGUUUGUUCAUACUGCAAUUUGUUGGCUUUAUGAAGUAA